UCGUGUCCUGUUCCUUUAUUGUGGCUAAAUCUUGACCAGAAAGAGAGACAGUGACUGAUACUAGUAGAAGAAGAAGAAGGUCCAUUUUCAUAGCAGCAUAAUACAUCAGUGAUGUUAGGAGCUCAGAAUAAUCUUUCUCGUUCCCGUCAGCCCAGUCCUGCCUCAGUCUCCAUAGCAUCUGCGGGUAGUGGAUCACUAGAUACGGACUGGAGGACUUUCUCUCGCGAUGAAGGAAGAAGAGCAGCCCUGGAGUUCAUAGAUAGGGCCAGGGCCUACAUACAGUCCGCUAAUAGCCCGAGAGUACAGGAAUCAGCUCUAGUGAGAGAGUUUGCAACUUCACUGACAGAAACACUCGGGGCCAAUCAGACGCAACCUUCUUCUUCUUCCUCCUCAGCUCAACUCCGCUCCCUCUCUCCCCCAACCCUCCAUUCUACUGGUAGGAAGACUAACAGUGGCUCUAAACACUGGUGGAAUAUAUUCAAGAGGAACAAAGGAGACAGAGGUUCCUCUUUAGGCAGGAGAGACUCCAUCAAGAGAGGAUCCCAUAUUGAUAAUGAUCCUGGGAUCCUAUUGGACGGGAUACUCCAGCAGAUGAACCUAGUCAAGGACACGCCUACUUGGGAACGCUGUCGACUGCUGCUCAUUGAUCGUCAUGGUAACCACCAGCUUGAGGUUUAUUCACCUCCUAAGAACUGUGUCCCUAAGAUGUCCUUGUUUUGUUUCCUGAUUGAAGAGGUCCGCUGUACAUCUCUCCUGGAGGUACCCGACUGUGAUACUUCAUUUGUCAUAAAAUCGAGGAGUCAUGGAGAGUAUGUGUUCAAGGCGGGGAGCUAUCAUGAUAAGAGCAUAUGGAUCAGCACCGUACUUCAGUAUACGACUGCACCAGGAGCUCCUGGCAACAUGCACAUGUCUGCCUCAAUGAAUGCUCUCUCUGAUACUCAGAGGAUAAGUGGUCGUUCGUUCACUCGAUCUCGUUCCCAAACUCCCAUAACUCGUUCCACUGGUUUGAACUCAACAAUAGCUCGGUCUCCGGUUCCUCCAACUGGCCCCACUUCCCGAAGGGAGGAGCCAGUCAUGAUAGAUAUAAUGCUAUUGGAUACUGCUACUAAUGGACCCGUUGCUAGGGAACAACCUGUCGUUGCUAGGGAAGACUCUGGUACGAACAGACGUCUAGUAAGAAGCAUGUGUUUGGACACGCCCUCACCUCAGUUAUUAGAAGGCCACACCCCCAUUGACCAUAUCCCUCCUGACCUCCCUACUGAUGAUAGUACUGCUGGGGCUGGGGAUCAAUCAGUUACCGGACCCUCUCCCCCUCCCCCUCCCAUCCCUCUCCACAGGAAAUCAAGUGCCCCUCCCAUUGUUGUUAAUAGUAUGCGUAACGAAGAGGGCGGGGCCUCACUGCCGCUCUACAGCAGUUCUGAGGCUUUAGGUUGCGUGGACUCUGAGGAAAGGCUCGAGUUUGUUAAUGUGCCUCCUGUUGAAAGAGGUGGGCGGGGCCAUUCUCGCCGUCGCAGUUAUGACAGUAGUUACAGUCACAGUACAGACGUGGGAGGAACAGGAACCACCUCUCCUCUUGUCAGGAACAGUUAUAGAAUUGACGUGGGUAGCAACGAGAGGAUUAGUUCCAUAGCAACCAGUGGUCCCUCUAGUACAUUCUCUAGUGCCGGUAACCUCCAUGAUGUGACGAGGGAUGUUACCCACUCUCCCUCGUCCAUCCUCCCUACCACCCCUGACCCUCUCAUGGGACUGGAGACUGAGAGCCAAGCCUCUUCAAGCCACGCCCUCUUUAUUGAAACCUCCAGUAACGUUGACGUUCAUUUACCACGUCACACUGAGCAUCCUUAUCAGUCCUGGGCUACCACUUCAACUGACGUUGAGAACCUCCGGGUAUUGUCACAGUAUCCUUGGUUUCACGGGAUGAUAUCUCGUAAUAACGCUACACAGCUGGUUCAAGUGGGCGGAGUUACUGGCAAGUAUCUUGUGAGACAGUCUGAGUCUAGAGAAGGAGAUUUUGUACUAACUUUUAACUGCCACAACAGAGCAAAGCAUUUAAGACUCACUCUUGAUUCAUCAGGCUGCACUAUACAGCACCUCUGGUUUGAGGACUCUGCUACAAUGAUUGAGUACUUUAAGACCCAUCCAAUACCUCUGGACUCAAUACCAGCUAGUGAAGACAUCACUUUAACGAGUUAUGUCGAUCGGUCGGCCUCUGACUCAUUCCGUACGACCACUGUCAUCAACAUGGAGCGGAUUAACAGGACUCCGCCCAGAAGAUCUCGUUCAAUCCACGUCACAUCAUCUCAAGGUACUGAUAGGUCUAAUUCUCCUCUGCGUUCCACCAGGGGGGCCUCCGGGGGGGCUGGGGGCUCUAAUUGGAGACAGAUAUUCAACAGGAGGUCCGCUAGUUCUCAAAGUGUUCGGUCUCAUGCCACAGUUCAGAGAACUCAGUCGGCUAAUGCAUCAUCAAUGCAAGAGAUUAGAGGAAGGACAAUAGGAGGAGGGGCCAGUAGGUGGGGCAAUAGGGUACCUGAAAAUAACUAUGUUAGCCGGCAGUAUUAAUAAUGAAUGAAUUAAUUAAUAGUUAUUAAGUGGUUGUUGUGUCAAUGUCAAGUUGUUCAUAUUAUUUCUUCAUUUUUGAUCAUCAUUAAUAUUCAUUAACAAUAUAAUAUCAUAAUUAUUUUCCUCUC
This is a messenger RNA of Amphimedon queenslandica, 2687 nucleotides long. RefSeq names its product SH2B adapter protein 1-like. The coding region runs from base 112 to 2559 and encodes 815 amino acids. Gene Ontology annotation, biological process: intracellular signal transduction. The transcript has 5 exons. NCBI's taxonomy places the organism in Eukaryota, Metazoa, Porifera, Demospongiae, Haplosclerida, Niphatidae. Gene Ontology annotation, molecular function: transmembrane receptor protein tyrosine kinase adaptor activity. The record is from RefSeq and is a predicted model, not a curated record. Gene Ontology annotation, cellular component: plasma membrane.